This is a messenger RNA of Megalops cyprinoides (Indo-Pacific tarpon), 1964 nucleotides long. It is a transcript of the gene anos1b, whose product is annotated as anosmin 1b. Gene Ontology annotation, biological process: neuron differentiation. The coding region runs from base 1 to 1935 and encodes 644 amino acids. The record is from RefSeq and is a predicted model, not a curated record. Lineage: Eukaryota; Metazoa; Chordata; Actinopteri; Elopiformes; Megalopidae. Gene Ontology annotation, molecular function: peptidase inhibitor activity; protein binding. Gene Ontology annotation, cellular component: extracellular region; cell surface. The transcript is spliced from 14 exons.
AUGACCCUGGUAUUUAUGUGGUGUUUAUUUGCGUCCACUGGAGCGCGGAGAACGGGUGCUGAAGACGGAGAGAAUUCGGAGAAAAUUUACAGUGCAAGAUGCACCUCGCGCUGUCUGACUCUUCACAUGACGCAGCUCACCGCUGCUUUCAAACACCUCCAGAGUGAUGAUGUUUUGGGCUGGUGUGAGAAUCACAGAAGAUGUUCCCAGUGCCUUCAACCUUGCAGGGAAUUGUGGGAAACAAGGAGAAUCAUGUCCCAGAAAGCUUGUGAGAAGCACCACGAGUGUCUCACCAGCUCCGAGUUCCUGAUGACCCUGCAGACGCUGAAGCAAGGAGACUGUCCCCCGCCUCAGAAGGCCUCAGGCUUUGCAGCAGCCUGUGUGGAGAGCUGCAGUGGUGACCGCGAGUGCUCUGGCUCCAAGAAGUGCUGCUCCAAUGGCUGUGGGCAUACCUGCCAGGCACCAGCCAACCUCUUUAAGGGUGUCCCCCUGAAGCCCAAGAAAGACAUGUCCUUCCUGGAGGACCAGCUGGGACAGCUGGAAGUGACCUGGAUGUCCAAGUUCAAUGUGUCAAUUGAGCCAGUGCUAUACGUCCUUCAGAGGAGGUGGAACUAUGGCAUUCACCCCAGUGAGGAUGAUGCCACGCCCUGGCAGACUGUUCUCAUGACCAUGGAGGACCGGGUGGUGCUGAAGGACGUGCGGCCCCACAGAUGGUACCAGUUCAGAGUCAGCGCGGUCAACAGCCAGGGCACCCGCGGGUUCACCACCCCCAGCAAGCAUUUCUUUUCCUCGCGAGAUCCAUUCCCUCCGGAGAUGCCGCGGAAUGUGAGGGGAGGGAAUUUCUCAGUUCGGGCAGACGGCACUGUGAGCGUCCUUCUCCUCUGGGAGCCCCCCGCAGAUGAGGACCUGGCUGUUCACCACUACAAAGUGACCUGGAGUGUCCGUGUGGCACGCAGGACUGGCCACGACAGAAAGGAGAACUCCAGGGUCACUGAGGGGGUUGUCAGUGAGAUAGAACUUGAAGGUCUUCAGCCCAAUACUGCCUAUCUGGUUCAGGUCCAAGCUGUAGCCUACUGGGGCCAGAAACGCCUAAAAAGCAGCAAAUCCCAGUUGACCUUUACCACACCUUCAACAGCAGGUUCUCCGGGAGCAGCCAGUCAGGGCCAGGUGACGGCUGAGGUGUCCAAUGAGCUGCCCACUUCACACUCCACUCCCACUCUUCUUCGGCUGGAGGCAGCCUCACCCCACUACCACAACAACCAGCUUCAGGUCAAAGUGUUCUGGAAGAAGCGCCUUCAGGAAACCGUGAAGGAUUCCACUUUAUACCUACUAAGAUGGUAUCCAGAUGUGUGUGCUAACAAUGUAACAAAGACAGAGAAAACAGCCACUGUCCAGGGAACCCACUUUGUCAUCACUGGCCUGCUGUUUGCCUGUAAGUACAGGGUGGCAGUGAUGCCCAUGUCUGGGCAGGGUCACGGGUCAGAGGCCGUGACUUCCGUGACUACCCCACAAUGCUCCGCUGUGAAAGGCAGGGGGGUGAAGUCUGUGUCCUGUGCAAGGGAGGAGCGCCACCCUCUGGCCAGAAAGGCACAGCAGCGCCCCGAGAGGCUAACGGCUGCCUUUCACACGGUGAAUGGCUCUUUGCAGGGAAUUUUCAGCUGGCAAGUAUCCCAGGCUGCCCCAGGGCAGGGCUCCAUUGCUGGGUUCCAGUUCUCCUGGGUCCAGGUCUCCAGCAGCACCAGUACUACUGCAGUCUCUGACACACUCAUUUCCCAGACCCAGAUCCUGGCCCCGGAUCAGUACUCUCUGACUGUGGAUCACCUACAGCCAGAGAGUGUAUACAAGGUACAGGUCCAAGCACUGUCAGCAGGGGGCAGCGGUCCCUCUGUGGUAAGGACGUUGCACACACCCCAGCUCAAUGGCACACUGCUAUGAGCCUUUUCCUCUAGUGUUUCAACCUCGGC